AUGCCCUCCAGCACGACCAUACCCAGCUUGGGGGCGGCAAAACCGCCCCCUAUCGUCCUCGACACGCUCUUCCUCCUGGCCCUGCGAGGUGUCUACUUUCUCCUCGCACGCCGCUACCUCCUCGCACACUUGUCGCCGGCAUUACGCGACCUGUCCAAGCCCGAACUGGGCCUCCCGCAGCCGGCGGCACAGCAGAGUGCGAGCUCGAGCGGCGGCGGGCGUGACCGCGCCAACUCGCGCGUGUCCAUUGCGUCCAUUGCCUCGGGUCGCAGUGCAGGCGGGUUCAGCACGCGCGGCCAGCGGAGUGCGUCCAACGUCUCGGCCAUGUCGGGUCUAGGCGUCGGCGUCGCGGGCCCUGGGCCCAGCUCGUCGUCGCUCCCUCCCAUCGACGGCGACGACCAGGAAGAGCUCCUCCUCUCGCCCGUCAACGACACGGACCACGACAUUGACGACACGGGCGACGACUCGUCGUACCCUCCCUCACCUGGCAGCCGCAUGCUGCCCGACUCUGGGCCCUCGUCGCCGCACGUCCACGUCGUGGCGCUCUCGCCGCCGAGGUCGCGGUCACCGACGCCCGGUGCCGCGCCGCCCAUUGAAAUGUCCCUGCUGGGAGCCAAACUUCGCGAAGCGAGUAGCCGUCCGAGGCAGGUUCUCGAACUCGCACACCCUCGAGGUGGUGCGUCUUCUGCUGGAGGCAGUGUGCGCAGGGCGAAACGUGCUGCACGCGGUCUCAGUCGCGUCAGCCGUAUCCUGUUUGCCGUCUGCUUUGCAGAGAGCAUGAACCUCCUCACCCUUGUGGUGUUCCACGCUCUCGGCGUGCUCCACUCGCGUGGCCGUGCGGUCAACUUCUCCGUGUCGCUGCACGUGCUUCUGGGUCUUAUCCUUAUCGUGGUCCCGCUCGUGCAGUGCCUCUUGUUCACAUACCGGUCCUCGAGAGAUAACGCCACACCGUCCACGGUCGUGUCUCGCGGCUCCUCGCUGCCACUCGUCUCCCGUGUCCUCAUCUCCCUCAUCCCCUUUUCGCUCUACAUCUUCCUCUUCACCCGGAUCCCACCGUACAUCACCGCCGUGGCCAGCUCGGCCGCUGCCCAAGUCGUCGACGACAACGAGGGCAUCGGCGGCACGAUCGAGCACUGGGAAUCGGGCCCCGAGGGAUGGGAGCGCGGCGGCUGGCUCGCGCCGAGUCUUGGCCGUGUCGUCGUCACAGGCGUGCUGAUCAUGGCCUCGUUGUCGGGCAUCGGUGCCGUACGCACUGCGUGGGACUAUCUCGAGGAAGCGGCCGGCACGGGCCAGCGGCCCGUCACGGACGCCGAUGUCUUGCAGGCCGAGCGGUCGCUGUAUCGCGUCCGCCACGACCUGGUGGCCAAGCGCGACGAACUGAACCGCGUCGCCGCUGGUAACGCUGACGGGUCCACGCCUGGCGGCGGGUGGAUGACGCGCGUGUUUGGCAGCAAGGCCGAUCAAGAAGCAGCAGCUCUCGGUGCCGAACUCCAAGGUCUCCAGCAAAUGGAGGCAGAUAUCGCGCGUACCUUGGCCACGGUCAAGCUUCGCAGGAAACGUCAAGGAUUCCGCAACACGGCCCGUGGCACAAUGUACGUUGUCCUCGGGUACAUUUUCGCCAUUUACUGUGCCGCACGUCUUCUCAUGUGCCUCGUGUCCCUGUUUGUCGCGCCGCUGUCCACCUCGAGCAUCCCGCACGCGGACGCCAACGACCAAAAGGCGCACGGCAAGGGCAACGUCAACGGCGACUGGAUCUCGUUCAUCCUCGCGCUGGGCCUCGCGCACCUCCCUUUACCCUUUGGGUUCAAGGACGACAUCCCCACGACUGCGCGCGGCAUCUCGCUCCUGCUCACGGGCGCGCUCAUUCUCAGCUCGCUGGCCAUGGUCAUGCGGUGGCUCACGCGCGUGCUCCGGCUCACGUCCAAGACGGUCGGCGCGGGCUUCCUCCUCCUCACCCUCGGCCAGCUGUUUGCGACGUAUGUCAUCUCGCUGCUCGUCCAGCUGCGCACGUCGCUGCCCCCGGCCCCGGCCGACGCCGUCGACACGGUCGUCGACGCGCUCAACGCCACUGCAGCCGCUGCGCUGGCAACCGCCACGGCCACCGCGGCGGGCCUCGGGGCGACCGAGAGCGCCGUCGAGACUGCCGCCGAGGUGGCCAAAGAAGUCGCGCAGCAGACAGCCGAGGCGCUCGCGACCGACGACUCGCUCCUGCGCUCCCUGCCCGAUUUCCACGUGUUUGGACGCCUGUUCGACGCAGUCUUCCUGCUCGCCGCCCUGUCGACGGCCGUGUACCGCUACAUUGCCAUGAAGGUCGCCAACGACGACAGUGAGAUGUACGCCGCGUUGGGGAUGUAA
Apiotrichum porosum is the source of this 2355-nucleotide messenger RNA. RefSeq lists its product as uncharacterized. The transcript is spliced from 5 exons. The record is from RefSeq and is a predicted model, not a curated record. Gene Ontology annotation, cellular component: membrane. The coding region runs from base 1 to 2355 and encodes 784 amino acids. Lineage: Eukaryota; Fungi; Basidiomycota; Tremellomycetes; Trichosporonales; Trichosporonaceae.